Peronospora matthiolae is the source of this 408-nucleotide messenger RNA. Lineage: Eukaryota; Oomycota; Peronosporomycetes; Peronosporales; Peronosporaceae. The record is from the annotation of a GenBank genome assembly.
AUGGCGAACCAGCUUAAGAGGAAAGAUCAGCUGACGCGCCGGGCUGAAGCUAAGCCCACGCCAACCCCCGAACACUCGUUUAGCGGUUCAAGUGCGUUUACGAACUUCAUCCGAGCGCGCGACUGUCGAGUGAGAAGAGGAUCUCUUGACGAGCCGAUGCCACCUGUUGCACCGACUGCGAUCCCGCACAUGCUGCCGCCUUACACGCCGCCGCGACAAAAGGACCAGCCAACCUCAGCACAGCAAUUCAUGCCACUAGGAGGUCAUGGACUAAAAACACCGAAGCCUCGGGACCCGGACUGGAUCAGUUUCGCUAAGUUCUCUGGAAAAGAGACUCACUUGGGUAUGGGUCCGACUUCAAUUCAUGGGGGAUGCGUUUUCUGCAGCGACUUGGCGCGGCAAAACUAA